Molecule: messenger RNA, 1567 nt
Organism: Dunckerocampus dactyliophorus (ringed pipefish)
Lineage: Eukaryota; Metazoa; Chordata; Actinopteri; Syngnathiformes; Syngnathidae
Gene: basp1
Product: brain abundant, membrane attached signal protein 1
Exons: 2
Coding region: 162-716 (184 amino acids)
Source: RefSeq, a predicted model, not a curated record
GCGUCCACGUUGUGAUUGUGUGUCUUCACGCGCCCCCUCCUGUUGCGCACGCGCAGGCGGUUGAUCGCGCGCCUCGCCUGGCAUCACGCACAAGCCGCCGUGCACGCAGCGGAGGAGCAGCCAGCUGACAAGUUCCGUGAACAAGACGCCACACGUCCGCCAUGGGAGGCAAACUGAGCAAGAAGAAGAAGGGCUACAACGUCAACGAUGACAAAACCAAAGACAAGGACGCCAAGGCAGAGGGGGCAAGUCCCGAGGACAACCAGACGCUGAAAGACAACAAAGAUGAGGCCGCCGCUUCCGCCGACACCAAGGAGGCAGCCAACGACACAGUGGCCAAGGAGGCUCCCGCCAAGGAGGAGAACAACGCCACCAAGGAGCCAGAUAAACCUGCCACCAACGCUGAGGCCAAAACGGACGGCACCAAGAGCGCCGAGCCUGCCAAGGCCGAGGAGACUCCGGCCACCCCUAAGGAGCUGCCCCCCGCCGCUAAGGAGGGUGGCAAAGAUGAGGCCGAUGCCAAAAAGACUGAGGCCCCCAAAGUUGAGGCGGCCCCCAAAGCCGAGGCAGCCCCCGCUGUGUCCCCGGACCCCAAAGCCACGGCGGCCCCGGCCAAGGAGACCCCGAGUUCAACAGCGACCCUCGAAGCUCCGCCCAAAGAGGCCAAUGCCACAGAGGCACCCAGCAAGGAUCAAAGUGUAGCAGCUCAAGAUUAAUGGACAGUUGACCACACCACGACAAGGCCCCGCCCACUUUGGACAAUAACAACCAAUAAUAAUCAAGACCACCCUGGAGCACCCGUCCCACCCUCCCCCCAGUAGACUACUAUUAUUAUUGUUGUUGUUUAUGUUAUAUUCCGCUUACCUUUGACACCAGCAUCAUCACCAUCCUAUGUCAUCACACCUUAGCCACUCCCACUCUCCCCAGCUGACAACAAAUGUCUGUGCUCUGGUUCUGGUCCACAAACAAGAAUCACAACCAGGAAAUUCAUUGAUCUACUUUAUGAUCUCUUUCAAACCAAGCAAAACUUCCUAGAAGUAAAACAGAGAUUCUUAGGAGUAAAGCAUAACUUCUUAGACGUACUGUAAAAGAAGAUGUCUUAGAAGCAAAAGACAAGCUUUGAUAAAACACCCUCUCCAUGUUAGCAUGUUGUCCUUUCAUGCUUUCAUGCAUUCAUGCAUUCUUCUAUGACAACCAUCCUGACGCAAAACAUCCAUCAUUAGCACCUCCCCACACGUGUGUGCAUGUACAGUAUCAGUCAAAAGUUUAGAGGCACUUUGUCAUGCUAGUGAAUGAAGGCGUGUCCAAACUUGGGGCUGCUACUGCACCUCCUUCAUCUUCUUCUUUUUCACGUCACCAUCUUGCAUGUCCAUGCUGGUCGUGUAUUUUUGUUCCCCAAAAAAUAAAAGAUGCUGAUGAUGAUGGUUUGUGUUUCCAUGGCAACCGUGUUUUCAUCCCAGCAGCAUUCGCUCCACGUCCAAAAGGCAAAACAAGAAAUGGAAAGUUUCCAGGUUGUGUGUAAACUUGUUGACAAAUAAAAAAACAGAGCUUCACAUGUUCAAAUAUU